Molecule: messenger RNA, 4966 nt
Organism: Hypoxylon fragiforme
Lineage: Eukaryota; Fungi; Ascomycota; Sordariomycetes; Xylariales; Hypoxylaceae
Product: transcription elongation factor Spt6
Exons: 4
Coding region: 317-4582 (1421 amino acids)
Biological process (GO): transcription elongation-coupled chromatin remodeling; mRNA transcription by RNA polymerase II; positive regulation of transcription elongation by RNA polymerase II
Cellular component (GO): transcription elongation factor complex
Molecular function (GO): nucleosome binding; DNA binding; histone binding
Source: RefSeq, a predicted model, not a curated record
CCUUUACCUAGUAGUUAACUAAGGUUAGUAACAUUUUCCAAUCGCGAGGCUGGCCAUUCAUUGACGCGCGAUACAAAAUUUCUAAGUUCUUAUGGCGAACAACAGAACCUGAACCUUUUGCUUCCUCUCUCCAUCUAAACUCUUCAUUAAAAUCUAAUUUUCUUAUCACGUCGGAAGCUGCUACAGCUUCCUUUAUCUUCAUUCCUCAACUUUUACUUUUCGACUUUUUUUCUUUGACGUUUAAAUUCAUCAGCAUCGUCAUCAUCAAAUCGUCGAUUCGUCCCUUAACUUCUACUGCACGACUCAGCCCGUCAACAUGAGUAAUUCUAUGAGAGACUUGAUCGUUGGCGAGGCCGAGUUGGACGAUGAAGAAGACGAUGAGUCUUUUGACGAGGACACUGGCGAAACUCGUCAGAGAUCGCGAAAUCAAAACCAGGAUGUAGAUGACUCUAGUGAAGAGGACGAUGAUGAUGAGGAUGAAGAGGAAGCGCGAAAAAUUCGGGAAGGCUUCAUUGUCGAUGAAGAUGAUGAAGAUGAAGACCAGGUCGAAGACGAGGAAGAGCGGCGCAAACGAAGAAAGCGUAAGCGCCGACAAGAACGCGAAGAAGAAGCUCAAUUGGAUGAAGAAGAUCUGGACUUGAUUGGUGAGAAUAUUCCCGAAUGGGAACGCAAGCAACCUUCGCAGGGCAAGUUUAAGCGACUGAAGCGUGGCCAUCGUGAUGACGAUGUUCGUGGAAACGAGCCACGUCGCCUGAAUGACAUAUUUUCCGACGACGAGGAUGAUCUUGCCGAUGAUCAGGGCUAUGCUCGACCUAGUCACCGUGCCGCCGCUGGUGAAUUCGACGAUUUCAUCGAAGAGGAUUUCCCCGUAGACGAGGACGAGCGCAUGCGCCAGAUGGAAGAUAUGGAGGUUGCCCGUCCUAGAGACAAAGGAAUCACUGGACGUAUUGUUGACCGCACCGGACUCGAUAAAGAUGCCUUUGAAGAUAUGGAAGCCAUCUUCGGAAAUGGAGAAGAAUACCAGUGGGCUUUGGACGAGGAGGAGGAAGAAGAGGAACGGCAGAGAGAGGAGCAAACUCUUGAACUCAAGGAUGUCUUCGAGCCCUCACAGUUGGCUGAGAAACUCUUGACUGACGAAGACAACGCUAUCCGUUUCACCGAUGAGCCCGAACGCUUCCAACUCGACCGCAAACCCUUCAAACACCUCAACAUUCAAGGCGAACAAUUCAAGGACGAGAUCCAAUGGAUUGGCGGUUUGAUGUGGCCAAAGAAGCAACUCUCCAGUGACUUGCACAGUCCGUUUCACAAAGCGAUUGGCAAGGUGCUCGAAUACUUUGUCCUUGAGGACCUGGAAGUACCCUAUGUCUUUCAACAUCGCAAGGACUAUCUUAUCCAUGCUCGCAAAAUCCGUAACCCUGAUCACCGCGACGACCCCGAGGCGCCUGAGUAUAUUGUCAAUGCAGAAAAGCUACUUACUCAGGAUGAUCUCUGGCGAAUUCUCGAGUUGGACAUCAAGUAUCGGUCACUAUUCGAAAAGCGUAGCGCGCUUGAAAGGACUUACGACAGCCUGCGAGAAGCAGCCCAGGUGGAAGACGACAUGAUACCUGAAAUGGUAUCUCAAGCUGUUACGAUGGAAGAGCUCCAGGACCUACAGGAUCAUAUCAACUUCCAAUACACGUCCCAGCUAAAGGACAUCGCUGCUAUGAAUGGAGUCGUCAAGGGAAACAAGCGACCUGGUGCGAAGUCGUCCGUUUUUGAGCGCGUCCGCAAAAGCAAUGUCUACAAGCUCGUAAAGGCGUUUGGCAUCUCUCCCGACCGUUUGGCGCUGAAUGCUCUUCACAAAGGCAAAAAGGUAAUCUCGGAUGACGAGCAGAAUUUGCCAAUUGACCUGGCGGACAGCUUUACCGACAGCGAUUUCCCAACUGGCGAUCAGGUCUUGUCACAGGCUAGGUCUAUGUAUGCGGAGGAACUAUUCAUGAGCCCAAGAAUGCGAAAGCAUUUCAGGCUGAAUUAUUACAUGACGGGCGAGAUCAGUUGUCAUCGAACAGAGAAGGGACUUCGAAGGAUUGAUGAGUCACAUCCGUACUACGAGAUCAAAUAUCUCAUCAACCAGACAAUCAGUGACCUUGCUCGACGACCCGAAUUAUUCUUAAAAAUGAUGAAGGCCGAGGAGGAAGGUUUGAUCGAAGUCAAACUUCGACUACAGAACGAAAAGGAAUUCCGUCGCCUACUGCAAAUGGAAUUCUUCUCCGACAACUAUAGCGAGCUUGCAGAUGCGUGGAAUGAAGAACGCAAAAAAAUACUUGAUUUGGCAUUUGCUAAACUUGAGAAAGUGGUGGCUAAGGGAGUCAAGGACUCGCUACGGACAGCAUGCCAAGAGGAGCUUCUAAAGCUCUGCCGAGAGGAAUACUCUAAGCGGCUCGACCAAGCACCUUAUAAACCGAAGGGCAUGGUGUUGGGCACAACCCCGCGUGUCCUUACCUUGUCGAACGGCAUGGGCGACCCAGCGCGAGACCCAAUCUCCUGGGUCUGGGUUGAAGAGGAUGGACGAGUCAUCGAGCACGGCAAAUUUGGAAACUUAGCUCGUGACGAGGCUCAGCGAAAUGCCUUCGUCGAAGUGGUGGAACGCAGAAAGCCGGACGUCAUAGGCGUUAGUGGCUUCUCAACCGAUACUCAUCGACUCGUUCGUGACUUGGAGAGUCUCGUCAAUGAGAAAAACCUUACGGGUCCUGAGUUUCCAGACCCCGAUUCCGAUGACUACCGUAGUGAGUUGCUGGAAGUAGUGGUUGUCAACGACGAGGUCGCCAGGCUCUAUAAGGACAGUCCCCGAGCACAGGCGGAUCAUCCGACUUUGAGUUCCAAUACUCGAUACUGCGUUGCUCUCGCGAAGUAUCUUCAAAAUCCAAUGAAGGAAUAUGCAGCGCUGGGGAAAGAUAUUACCUCCUUAUUGUUCAACCCUUGCCAACAUCUACUUCCUCAAGAAAAGCUCCUAAAACAUCUCGAGACAUCAAUGGUCGACAUGGUCAACCUUUGUGGUGUCGACAUCAAUGAGGCCGUUAGCGAUGCAUAUACAGCCAACCUUCUGCCAUAUGUGGCAGGUCUGGGUCCCCGAAAAGCGACGAGUGUCAUCAAGGCUAUCAACACCAAUGGUGGUGUGGUGAACUCAAGGGACGAACUGGUUGGCGAUCCAGACAACAACAAGCUACCGGUCGUUGGCCCUCGUGUUUGGAAUAAUUGUGCCAGUUUUCUCUACAUUGAAUACGAUGCCACAAACCCUACGUCCGAGCCUCUGGACAACACUCGUGUCCAUCCAGAAGAUUACGAGUUAGGUCGCAAGAUGGCGGCGGACGCGCUCGAGUUGGAUGAAGAAGACGUGAAAGCCGAGACUGACGAAAAUGGGGCUGGUGCCAUUGUUCGCAAGCUGUUCCGUGAAGAUGAGCAAGAAAAGGUCAACGAACUCAUCUUGGAGGAAUAUGCAGAACAGUUGGAGAAAAACUACAACCAGAGAAAGCGAGCAACCCUCGAGACUAUCAGGGCCGAGCUGCAGGCACCAUAUGAAGAACUUCGAAGAAACUUCAGCAGCUUGGUAGCCGAGCAGAUCUUUGUCAUGUUUACGGGUGAAACAAAGGAUUCUCUCGCGGAAGGCAUGAUUAUUCCGGUCAACCUACGCGUGGUGAAGGAUGACUUUGCUAUUGCUAAGCUUGACUGCGGCAUUGAAGGCCGGAUUGAGGCGCACGAAGUCAGCACCCGAAGUAACGUGUCCAUUAGAGAUGUUGUACACGUUGGCCAAACUGUUCAGGCUAAGAUUAUGGAUCUUAAUCGCAAAGAGUUUUUGGCGAAACUCUCAAUACGUGAAGAUGCUCUACGACGACCGUAUAAAAAGCAUAACGAUCAUGACCGUGGGACCUGGGACUUCAGACUCGAAGAUGACGACAAAGAAGCUCUGCGAGAGAAGGACAGAGUUACUGGUCGUACCCAACGAGUCAUUAAACACCCCUUAUUCAAGCCGUUUAAUUCUACGCAGGCUGAGGAAUACCUUGGGUCACAAGGUGCAGGUGACGUCGUUAUUCGACCUUCCUCGAAAGGUAAUGACCACCUCACAGUCACUUGGAAGGUCUCAGAUGGUGUGUAUCAACACAUCGAUGUUCUUGAGUUACAGAAAGAGACAGAGUUCUCCGUUGGGAAGACGCUUCGUAUUGGCGGUAAAUACACCUACACCGAUCUCGACGAACUCAUCGUGGACCAUGUCAAGGCGAUGGCCAAGAAAGUGGACGAAAUGAUGGGCCACGAGAAGUUCAAGAACUAUAGUGUCGCAGAAACUGAAAAAUGGUUGACAUCGUACUCCGACGCCCACCCAAGUCGCUCGAUCUACGCGUUCUGUAUCAACCCUAAGCGUGCCGGGUAUUUCCACCUAUGCUUCAAGGCUAGCAAAUCAUCACCGAUUAACAUGUGGGAUGUGAAGGUGGUGCCUCAUGCUUUUGAGAUGAUGAAGAACCAAUACCCACACAUGCUAGCUCUGUGCAACGGCUUCAAGCUGAGGUUCAACAGCGAGAUGAGCAAGUUGCAGCAGAUCAGGAGGUGAGAGUGAGCAUCGGAGUCGGCCAGCUUGCUUUCCGGUUAUAUGUAAUACCAGGCGUCGUUGAUUUGAGAGGCUGGGCUGCGUUUGCUUUGCGAGUAUAUUGACGACUAAACGCAACCCCAGAUAGGUUUAUAGGGUAAUGCACCAUGUUCGUAUCAUGAGAGGCAGCAGGUCGGUAAAAGUGCCAAAAGUGUGGAGGUAGUAUUACAGCUCAGCUAGAUCUAAAUACCAAAAAAAAAAUCCACGAAUAAUAGUCCCAGUAGAUGCAGCAGAGAGAAUAGCGGUAUAGUACAUGUUACUUCAGUGUUUGUUCUUGUCUUGGGAAUAGGUAAAUCUAACUUGAUCUACACGUAGUUUGGCCUAGUACUACAUACUGUAGUAUGCGGG